Penicillium macrosclerotiorum is the source of this 1572-nucleotide messenger RNA. Its product is annotated as glucose-6-phosphate dehydrogenase. Gene Ontology annotation, biological process: glucose metabolic process; pentose-phosphate shunt, oxidative branch. NCBI's taxonomy places the organism in Eukaryota, Fungi, Ascomycota, Eurotiomycetes, Eurotiales, Aspergillaceae. Gene Ontology annotation, cellular component: cytosol. Bases 1 to 1572 code for a protein of 523 amino acids. Gene Ontology annotation, molecular function: NADP binding; glucose-6-phosphate dehydrogenase activity. The transcript has 7 exons. The record is from RefSeq and is a predicted model, not a curated record.
AUGACCAGCAUAAUUUCUCAGGCCGAUGAGCGUCAAAAUGCCGGCACCGUCGAGUUAAAGGAUGACACCGUCAUCGUGUUCCCUGCACUUUUCGGCUUGUUCCGCAACAAAUUCCUUCCCAAGGACAUCAAGAUUGUCGGAUAUGCGCGGACGAAGAUGGAGCACGACGAGUACCUCAAGCGUGUACGCUCAUACAUCAAGGUUCCGACCAAGGAUAUUGAAGAACAAUUAGAGCAGUUCUGCCAGCUGUGCACCUACGUUUCGGGCCAAUACGACCAGGAUGACUCGUUCAUCAACCUGAACAAGCACCUCGAGGAGGUCGAGAAGGGUCGGCAAUCCAAGGAACAAAACCGAGUGUUUUACAUGGCCCUGCCCCCCAGUGUCUUCAUCACCGUGUCUGAGCAAUUGAAGCGCAACUGUUACCCCAAGAGCGGUCUCGCCCGCAUUAUUGUGAGUCCCUCGCCCAAUAUCCUGUUUGCCGAGGCACCGCCGCUCAUUCCCCCGCCCCCCACGUCACAGGUCGAGAAGCCCUUCGGUAAGGAUCUUCAGAGUUCGCGGGACCUGCAGAAGGCCCUGGACCCCAACUGGAAGGAAGAGGAGAUUUUCCGGAUCGAUCACUACCUCGGUAAAGAGAUGGUCAAGAACAUCCUCAUCCUGCGAUUUGGCAACGAAUUCUUCAACGCGACAUGGAACCGUCAUCACAUCGACAAUGUUCAGAUCACAUUUAAGGAGCCUUUCGGCACCGAAGGCCGUGGAGGUUACUUUGAUGAGUUUGGCAUCAUCCGUGAUGUCAUGCAAAACCACCUGCUCCAGGUGCUGACCCUGCUCGCCAUGGAGCGGCCCAUCUCGUUCUCCUCCGAGGAUAUCCGUGACGAGAAGGUCCGUGUUCUGCGUGCGAUGGAUGCGAUCGAGCCCAAGAAUGUCAUCAUCGGCCAGUACGGCCGCUCGCUUGAUGGCAGCAAGCCUGGUUACUUGGAGGACGAUACCGUGCCGAAGGAGUCCCGCUGCCCGACCUUCUGUGCCCUGGUGGCCUACAUUAAGAACGAGCGGUGGGAUGGCGUGCCCUUCAUCCUGAAGGCUGGCAAGGCCCUCAAUGAGCAGAAAACCGAGGUCCGCAUCCAGUUCCGCGACGUCACCUCCGGUAUCUUUAAGGAUAUCCCCCGGAACGAGUUGGUCAUCCGUGUCCAGCCCAACGAGUCUGUCUACAUCAAGAUGAACUCCAAGCUGCCCGGUCUGUCUAUGCAGACGGUAGUGACCGAGCUGGACCUGACCUACCGCCGCCGCUUCUCCGACCUCAAGAUCCCCGAGGCCUACGAGUCCCUGAUUCUGGACGCCUUCAAGGGCGACCACUCCAACUUUGUCCGUGAUGAUGAGCUGGAUGCCAGCUGGCGCAUCUUCACCCCGCUUCUGCACUACCUGGAUGACAACAAGGAGAUCAUCCCCAUGGAGUACCCAUACGGCUCCCGUGGCCCCGCCGUCCUCGACGAUUUCACUGCCUCCUACGGCUAUAAGUUCAGUGAUGCCGCCGGCUACCAAUGGCCGGUGACCACCUCCGCCCCCAACCGACUGUAA